AUGGCUAUAGCGUCCUUCCUAGCUGGUGCACUUCCAUUAUCCAUGUCCUUGUCACAAUCGCAACUGCGCCUCUUGUCCAGUAUAGGAGUUGGAAUUCUCGUCGGCACAUCCUUGAUUGUCAUUAUACCUGAAGGCAUAUCUGCCAUUUCGGAGGCGUCGUUGGGGGCGGGCCACACCCAUGGAGCCCGGAGAGACGUUUUGGUGGGACGAGCCGAUGCCUUGAUGCACUGGACAGGCGAUCGCUACGAGAUUGACACGGUCAAGACUGGGCAAGUCGACGAACAAUUGAAACAGACACUACCAGUCAUUAUGCCCGAUGCCGAUGCCUUCGCCAGCAGUACUGCUGUUGGUCCACGAGAGGAUGACCCGCCCACAAAGACACCGUCCGAGCACCUCCCUGCGCCCCCUGAAGCGGUGCCUACAUUUUAUGUCGGAUUAUCAUUGAUACUUGGUUUUGUCCUCAUGUUCCUAAUCGACCGCCUGCCUCGCCAUGCUUCGGACAACUUUACGCCUCCACCAGCCCCGCGGCACAUCAGUCUGAGCAAUCUGGGGGCUUCGGAUCUGCCCGGCGACGAGGACGAAAGUGAGGGUUUCCUGGGCAGCCUGACACCAACGCCUAGACAAUCGAGGAGCUUGGCCACCACGACGGGUCUCGUUAUCCAUGCCGCUGCCGAUGGCAUUGCGAUGGGCGCUUCCGCCGCCGGAUCGGACAUGAAGUUGGGUUUUAUUGUGUUCCUGGCUAUCAUGAUACACAAGGCUCCGGCGGCUUUUGGCUUGACAUCUGUCCUUUUGAAGCAAGGUCUGUCGAAAAGAGGAGCCAGGGGCCAUCUGAUAGUCUUCAGCUUGGCAUCGCCAUUCGGCGCUUGGGCUACUUUCAUCCUGGUAAAUCUCUUGGGUGGACGAGCAGAGGGGGGCGAAGCCGGCGAAUGGAACCAGUGGUGGACCGGAAUGCUGCUACUCUUUUCUGCAGGCACAUUCUUAUACGUGGCAAUGCACGCAAUGCAAGAAGGCGAGGCUGGCUCUUCUCACGAUGUCGUCAACUCCAAUGGAUACGCAGAGAGCCCGAAUAUGGGCCCAAGGAAACAAACAAGACCGCAAAUGCGUGACACUAUCGCGACCGUCGCAGGGAUGCUGCUCCCUCUGUUAAUGCAGUUUGGACAUCAUCACUAG
Molecule: messenger RNA, 1170 nt
Organism: Pestalotiopsis fici W106-1
Lineage: Eukaryota; Fungi; Ascomycota; Sordariomycetes; Amphisphaeriales; Sporocadaceae
Exons: 3
Coding region: 1-1170 (389 amino acids)
Biological process (GO): transmembrane transport; zinc ion transport
Cellular component (GO): membrane
Molecular function (GO): metal ion transmembrane transporter activity
Source: RefSeq, a predicted model, not a curated record